AUGCCCGCGGGAGUUCCCGCGGCCUCGCCCGAGUUCUUUCUCAUUUGCUCCCCGCGCGGCAGCAGCGCGGGCAAUUCCGACAGCUCGGGCGGCUCUUCGUGGGAGCUGGUCGGUCUGGAGUCUUCCGACGAUUGGCAGGUGCUGGACCUGCCGCGGAGCGCGCUGGAGGGCGCUGACGAGACGGCUCGCUUCGGGUGCUGGCCUUUCGGGAUCCUGGUGUGGUUGCUCUUCUCUCUGGUGAGUGAUCCGAUCGUGGAGCAGGAUUCGGUUGACGAGUCCGAGAGUUUCGAGAUCCAGGUGCCAGUUGAGCCAUGGUUUCGCCGCUUCUACCGCGUGAGCGCGACCGACGGUGUGGAGGUGCAGCUGGUGCGUCGCAAGAGCGGCAAUGUGUGGGCUGUCAUCGGCCCGGACCUGACCCUCGGCCUGAUCUGCAUCACGGCGAAGACGUCUAUCUUCACGGACCCCGUGGCGGGGAUACGCUGGCGGCCGAUGCCCCCUCUUUCAUCAGCUCAGAGGGGCGCCUACUUCAGCCAGGCGACGGAGGGUUUGAGGGCGUCGACGGUGCCGAUGUUGCCAUUGUGCCGCCCCGGCAGAGGUGGUCAGCAGGCGAUGGCGGUGAACGUCCUGUAUGCCGUUUUCAACUCGGGCGCUUCAUCGCUCAAGACGCUGAGGUGGUCUUUGAGGAGUCCCAAGCGUUUCCUGGGUGUGCUGGCCGCGUUGUUCGUAUUGUACGAACUGCUGGUGCUGUUGGGCGUGAUCGAGUAUAUGAAGGAGGUCUGGGUGUACACGAUCAGCUACAUGGUCACGGCCAAGGACGCGUUCGUGGAAAGCUCGGCGGUCGUCCAGGAGUGGGCCACCUACCUGUGGGAGUGGAAGGAGUGGGCUCAGAAGCUCAUGCCUCUUCAGCGGUGGUUUGCAAUGUUCCUGGCUCUGAUAUUUCUGACCAUCUGGGCGGCCCACGAGUGUUCGGACAGUGGAGAGCACGGAGAGUCCUCGAUUGGGUCCUCAAGCGCUUCGAGUGUGGACGUGCCCGUCGGUUCGACUGCUUCGGUGCCUCCGCCUUUGCCGCCGCCUGGCUAUCUUCCAGGCGGGGAGAGUGCUGCGUUGGCGAGCCAGCUGAACGAUCUCGUGGAGUCCCAGAAGGCCACGAUGGAUGAUAUCAGCGAGAUCAGGACCGCCGAGAGGUCGAGAGAGCUGCGUCGAGACGUACUCGAAGCUUCCCUGGAUUCUCGCGGUCGCGCGGACGCCGAGGCCAACAAGCAAGCUCGUCUGAAGGGGGGGGCUCCUGUGGAGGCAGGAGCUGGCGAGCAUGGGGCCGCGAUCGAGGGGGCGGGCUUUUCGGCUUCUGCAGUCGCCGUGCUCGGGUCGCCCGUGAAGAGUACCCCCGCAGCGUUGAUGGAGACGCCCGAGAAGCGGGCUGCUACGUCUCAGCCGGAGGCCGUCGAGUCGGCCAUCAAGCGGAUGCGCUUCAAGGCUCAGUUGCCGCAGCAGGUGUUCAUGGAGCAGCUGGACGAGUACAAGGAGAUCGAGCCCGAGGAGUGGAACAGCCAGAUGCCCGAGGGUUACCGCCAGCGGAUUUCGGCCGAGGUGCUGUCGGAGAUCCACUCGUCAGGGAAGACGGCCGAGGCUUGGGCGCGCGACUUCAUCAGGGACCGCGGCCUGAGCGACUGCAACACGGCGCGGGAGAUGAUCGCGGCCUACGCCGCGGUGGACACGAUGCUGAUGACCGAUCGUCAGAGGGGGCUCCUCAACCUGGUGAGCUUCGAGCGGCUGGUGCGAAAGGGCUACGCCAUCGUGAGGGCCUACCGCAACGUCAACAGCCGCGACGACUGGAGCCGCCCCAAGGAUGCCAAGAACUGGAAGUCGAAGGUGGACUGGGAGGCGGCGCGUCGCUUGGACCCUCAGCUCGCCGACGAGGGCACUAUCCGGGUGAUGAGCGCCGAGGAAGAGAUGAAGAAGGCCAUGGGUCGCGACGCGCAGCUGAUGAAGGCGCGCUCCGACCUGGACUGUGGUGCGGCGGCCCCGCCGUGA
Messenger RNA from Prorocentrum cordatum, 2031 nucleotides. The record is from the annotation of a GenBank genome assembly. Lineage: Eukaryota; Dinophyceae; Prorocentrales; Prorocentraceae.